AUGGCGAUGCCUUAUGACCUUCAUUUGUUGACUUUUAUUUCUUCUUCAUGUUCUCUGGCCAGUCCACCACUCCUUGCGGCGGUCCACGAAGACCCUCCCAAGAAACCAAAACGGAACAAAUAUGCCUUAGCCUGCUCCAUGUUGGCCUCCAUGACUUCCGUUUUACUUGGCUAUGACAUAGGAGUGAUGAGUGGAGCAUCAAUUUAUAUAAAGAAGGAUCUGGACGUCUCCGACGUGCAGGUGGAGCUCCUCAUCGGAACUAUCAACAUCUACUCGCUCGUCGGAUCCGCCUUGGCGGGGCGGACCUCCGACUGGAUUGGCCGCCGCUACACCAUCGUCUUGGCGGGUGGCAUUUUCUUCGUCGGCGCACUCUUGAUGGGCUUCGCCACCGGCUUCUCUUUCCUUAUGGUGGGUCGCUUUGUCGCCGGAAUUGGCGUCGGAUACGCCCUGAUGAUCGCUCCGGUGUACACCGCCGAGGUGGCGCCCGCCUCCAUCCGCGGCUUCCUCACUUCCUUCCCUGAAGUAUUCAUCAAUUUUGGUGUUUUACUUGGAUUCGUUGCAAAUUACUCUUUUGCAAGGCUUCCAUUACACUUGGGAUGGCGAUUGAUGUUGGGAGUAGGUUUAGUUCCGGCAGCCAUAUUAGCGGUCGGCGUUCUCUCCAUGCCGGAGUCGCCGCGGUGGCUGGUGAUGCAGGGCCGCCUCCGAGACGCCAAGAAAGUUUUGGACAAAACUUCUGAUUCCUGGGAAGAAUCCCAACAGAGAUUAGCGGAUAUUAAAGAAGCGGCGGGCAUUCCGACGGACUGCAAAGACGACGUGGUGGAAAUCAAGAAGGAGAUGAGCGGCGGCAAGGGGGUUUGGAAGGAGCUUUUCGUCCAUCCGACCCCGAAAAUCCUGCACAUUCUGUUGGCCGGCAUCCUGCACAUUUGUUAA
Ipomoea nil (Japanese morning glory) is the source of this 930-nucleotide messenger RNA. RefSeq names its product polyol transporter 5-like. Bases 1 to 930 code for a protein of 309 amino acids. The record is from RefSeq and is a predicted model, not a curated record. Gene Ontology annotation, molecular function: carbohydrate transmembrane transporter activity. The transcript is spliced from 2 exons. Gene Ontology annotation, biological process: transmembrane transport. NCBI's taxonomy places the organism in Eukaryota, Viridiplantae, Streptophyta, Magnoliopsida, Solanales, Convolvulaceae. Gene Ontology annotation, cellular component: membrane.